Molecule: messenger RNA, 339 nt
Organism: Kazachstania africana CBS 2517
Lineage: Eukaryota; Fungi; Ascomycota; Saccharomycetes; Saccharomycetales; Saccharomycetaceae
Product: YciI family protein
Exons: 1
Coding region: 1-339 (112 amino acids)
Source: RefSeq, a predicted model, not a curated record
AUGCCAGAGUGGUUAGUUAAAAUUGAAGACAUUGAAGGUGCCGACAGAACUCCAUAUUAUCCAGAACAUAUGCAAAACCUGAAGAACUUAUUCGAUGAAAAGAUCUUAGUUGGUGCGGGUGCAUUAACUACUCCUGAAGGAAAAGAAACUGGUGGUAUAUUGAUUAUAGCUGCAAAAACAAAGGAAGAAGCAAUUGAGGUUGUGAAACGUGACGUUUUUGCUAGAAAGGGUAUUUUUAAGAUGGACACCAUUACGUGUGAAAGAACCAUUGGUAUCCGUGCUGCAAGAUCAUUCGAAUCCUGUCAUGAAGAGUUCGAGUCUCUAAGUAGAAAGGAAUAA